AUGGCCAUAAUCGCUCUUCCUCUCAGUCCCGCGACUAGGAACACCAUCUUGACACCCAUCACUGUGCUACAACAGCAAGUCCCCUUAGUUGGAACCACCAUGCAACCUGUUGGACCAGCAGCUGGGACCACCACAUCGGCCUUUGCUGUCGUCGUACCAUCUCAAGGCCGGUGGUUGGAUUUAGCCAAUUUUAUAGCGCCGCCACCGAGCAUGGUGGAACCUCCCAUCAAGGUGGGCUCACUAUCACCACUGACUUUGGCCCAAUGUUGGAGCAACUUGAGUCAUUCCCUUCAUUGCCUCCACGCUCGACGCAUGCUCUCGCCUCAGGACUGGUUCCACACCCUACCAUUCGGGUCGAUCAUCAGCUUCAAGGAGCUUGCUUACGUCUUCACCAAAGAAUACACUUCUUACCGAACGAUUAAGAAGAACCCUGACCACCUGUACAACUUGCGCAAGAAGCCCGAUGAAUCCCUUCAAGAUUACAUCAAGAUAUUCAAAGCAGAAAAGGCCAACAUUGUAAGGUGCGAUGAUCAAAUCGCAUCCUCUGUUUUCAAGAAAAGUCUUUCAGCUGAACACGACUUAUACCGCGAACUGACUAGCACUCCUUGCCAUACUCUGGUAGAGGUGUUUGCAACUGCAGAACGCUACGCGCUUUUGGAUGACGAUCAAAUUGCCGUAAAGAAGUUUAUCAAAUAG
Messenger RNA from Prunus armeniaca (apricot), 696 nucleotides. The record is from the annotation of a GenBank genome assembly. Lineage: Eukaryota; Viridiplantae; Streptophyta; Magnoliopsida; Rosales; Rosaceae.